Molecule: messenger RNA, 1845 nt
Organism: Parathielavia appendiculata
Lineage: Eukaryota; Fungi; Ascomycota; Sordariomycetes; Sordariales; Chaetomiaceae
Exons: 3
Coding region: 333-1646 (437 amino acids)
Source: RefSeq, a predicted model, not a curated record
CUUCGGUCUUGGUCCAUACUCGGUCAAGCCUCAACAAGUGGCCGUUUUUAGUCCCCAAGCUGCCACGCCGAGGCAUGACGGCCUGCGUGUGCUUCCUUUGAUUCCCUUUCGCUCCUGUCAGAGUUGAACCACCACCAUUGGGGCCGGAGACGAUGCUGUGAAAUACCCCCAUUUGCCCCCUCUCGUCAACCCGUUGCCGGUCCGCCUAGAUCUCCAUCUUUCGCCUCCCGCGGUCCACGCCGCUGUAGAUCGGCUCCCCGGGCGUCCCCCGACCUCAGCAUUUCCACAGCCUUGCCGAUCUUCCUCCUCGGAUCUCAACAAAUUGGGGCGAGAUGGUGAUUCUCCCUCGCCGCCCCGAACAUGGCAAUGUUCUCGACAUCCCGACGCCGCCUCUGCAGGCUGCCGGCCUGUUUGUCAUUAUCUUCUUCACUGCCUUGGCCUUUGUCACGUACUGCCUUAGGGCGUACACGCGCAUCAGGACGCGGACAUGGGGGCUCGACGACUAUCUGGUCACGUUCGCCAUGAUCUUCUCGCUCAUGAUGGUCGGCCCCUUUUACAUGUACAUCAAGCUCAACUACUUUGGCUGGCGCCAGCAGGACGUGCCGCCGUUUGAUCCCUCCCCAGGCAUGUUCUGGUUCUACCUGGCCCAGCUCUUCUACAACCCGAUCCUGGCCCUGGUCAAGGCCAGCGUUUUGUGCUUCCUCUACCGCCUGGGCGGCCAGAAGCCCGGCGUCAAGUAUGCCAUCCACUUCCUCAACGCCUUCAACGGCCUGCAGGCCGUCGCCGUCUUCCUCGUCGCCGCCCUGCAGUGCCUGCCCGUCGCGGCCAACUGGGACUUUGCUCUCAAGGCCGAUCCCAACACAAAGUGCAUCGACAACGCGUUCCACGUCAUCAUCUCGUGCAUCACCAUCCUGACCGACUUUGCCGUCGUCCUGCUGCCCUUUUGGAUCUUCCUGGGGCUCAAGAUGCCGCGGGGCGCCAAGAUUGCUGUGCUGGGCAUCUUCAUGCUUGGUCUUGCCGUCACCAUCAUCGGCAUCGUCCGCCUGCACGGCGUCAUCAAGCUCUUCUACUUGCCCAAAGCCCCCGACGCAGACCCCUAUCACGACAUCACCGUAACCCUCUCCGUCGUCGAGGCCAACAUCGCCAUCGUGUCGGCCUCGGCCCCGGCUCUCCGCCCGCUCUUCCGGUCCCUGAUGCCCUCCUGGUUCGCCGGGAGCUCGGGCCGCUACGGCGUCAACAAGUACAACAACGCCUACCCCAACAGCAACACGCCCUACUACUCGGGCGCGGCGGGGUCUGUAUUAGGUGGGCACGGGCAGGGCACUCAUACGGGUAGUGCCGUUCGUGGUGGUGGCCCCGGGUCGAAAGCGGGAGGCAACGGGGUCAGUAGGCACAGCAGUAUCCAGCUGAAAAACCUCACGCGCAGUGGUAAGAAUGGGCAGCAUACCGAGUGUCGGAGUAUCAGCCCGAGCGGGUCGGAGGAGGAGAUCAUGACGUAUAAUGGCAUUAUGCGCACGACAGAUGUGAGGGUGCAUUUCGAUGGCGGGAGGGACAGUACGUUGCCGGCUGGGGGGGCUGAUCUGGAGGAGUCGAGCCGGGCGUCGAGUGAGUUGAAGAAGGAACAGGUGGAGAAGAGGACUUUGUAGGUGCCGUUGAUGACGAAUGGGGAUGGGAGGGAGUUUGGUCUUGGUGUUUUUGGAACGGAUUCUACAGAUGGUGUACGUGUUUCAAGGGGCCAAAUCACAUAGGGAUGUAUUGGUGUUCUGUACAAUGUUCGGACGGGUUGAAAAGUUGUAAUGUUUAGAUACCAUCAGUUCAGAUUCAUACAUAAAUUCGCAUAUCGAG